Alternaria ventricosa is the source of this 684-nucleotide messenger RNA. RefSeq lists its product as uncharacterized. Lineage: Eukaryota; Fungi; Ascomycota; Dothideomycetes; Pleosporales; Pleosporaceae. The transcript has a single exon. The coding region runs from base 1 to 684 and encodes 227 amino acids. The record is from RefSeq and is a predicted model, not a curated record.
AUGUUCAAGAAUGAGAGUCGCGUCGUGGCAAAGAAGGCGGAGCAGCGUUACGAAGAGCUUGCCAAAUCAAAAGAACCAAGAACACCUUUAGGACGUAGAGAACCCAACAGGAUCAGAAGCAUACAGCGGAUCUAUCCGGUGCAGAGUCCACCCAAGGCUGAGAUCAUGGCCUUGCAACCCACGCCGAAUAUCGACGCUCAAGCGCAAGGCUUCUUCCUCGCCAACUAUGCAGGCGCUGCCGACUUCCCUCAAGGAGGCCAAUUCGAAUGGAUUCCCCAGCUGCUGUCACGGCCGAAUAUCGAGGGUACGCUUCGUGAGAGCUUCCGCGCCCUAAGUCUAGCAAUCUUCGCCAAUGCAGCGAAGUCUCCUGCCGUCAUGCGAAAAGCGCGUGUCGCAUACGGUUCUGCAUUGGAGGAAACAAACAGAGCGCUCAUGUCGCACGAAGCCGCGGUCAAAGAUAGCACUUUGGUUUCGGUCAUCCUACUUGGCAUGUACGAGGGCACGGUAUACACAGAUAAGAGUUCCAUCGAUAGGUGGUCAAAGCACGUCAGCGGUGCUUACACCCUCUUCAUGUUACGCGGCAAGUCGCAAUUCGAGACAGAACUCGGACGGCGAAUAUUCCAGCAGUCAUACGGCGUCGCUCUAUUCUUCACGCUUGAACUAGGGACGGGUAUUCCAAGUUAG